This is a messenger RNA of Fragaria vesca subsp. vesca, 951 nucleotides long. RefSeq lists its product as uncharacterized. NCBI's taxonomy places the organism in Eukaryota, Viridiplantae, Streptophyta, Magnoliopsida, Rosales, Rosaceae. The transcript has 2 exons. Gene Ontology annotation, molecular function: protein binding. The record is from RefSeq and is a predicted model, not a curated record. Bases 1 to 951 code for a protein of 316 amino acids.
AUGGACAAUCUUCCUAUGGAUAUUAUAGAGAACAUAGGAAAAUGCUUGAAUACUAAUACCGAUGUUUCAGUAUUCCGUGCUGUCUGCAAAUCAUGGCGGUCAUCUAUUCCUGCCUCUCAGAUCAAGUCUCCCAUCAGAGUUUGCAUCGAGUAUAAAGGAAAAAAGGUCUUGAAUCUCAUCGAGAGCGUGGUAUAUGGUCUUGUAAAACCACCUCCCAAUUCAAAUAUUGCUUCGUCUAAGUCGUGUAGUUUCGUUGUUAAGGUCCGAGAAUCAGAUCAAGAAAAUCGUGUGUUUAGGGUACAUCCACUCUCCUCUUUGCCGUGUCCCCCUGCAUUAAACUGGCUGGAUUUUAAGGUUUUGGAAUUAGGAAAAUCUCUAGGUGACCCUAAUUUUCGUCUUUUUAGAGCCGCUAUAUCGUCCAAUCCUGAUUGGCCUGCAGUCAUGGUGGUUGCCUAUUCAAACUUAUACUGCUGCAAAUUAGGUGCCGGUGCAUGUAAGCAUGUUGAGAUUGAAAAGUGCAGCUUAGUAAAUAAAGAUGGUAUCUCUGAGUUGCAUUGCUGGAGAGAUGUUGUAUUUUAUAAGGGCGUGUUCUAUGCUGUUAGUCUGGAUGAUACAACUAUAGCUAUUGAUUCUUCUUUGGAGAUAAAAUUGGUUAAGUCCUCUCCUGGCUCUCCAGUGGGUAGAAAACCGGAAUUUACCUGGGUUCCACGUUCAUUCGUUGUUUACAAGUUGAACGCACCCGAAAUGCAAUGGGUUCUGAUGAGGAGCUUGAAUGAUGGAAUAAUCUUUGUGGGUGAUCGUCAUUUUGAUGAUGGUUGCUUUGCUGCUCCUGCUCAAGAUUUUCCUGGUUUUCAUGAGAAUCACAUCUACUUCUCCCACAAAUUAUGGUUCGGCGAUCUUAAAAUGGAAGGAUCCUUGCCGUAUUCAUCAGAUGAAUUUGAAGAUAUAUGA